This is a messenger RNA of Parastagonospora nodorum SN15, 3147 nucleotides long. RefSeq lists its product as hypothetical. Gene Ontology annotation, molecular function: cysteine-type deubiquitinase activity; proteasome binding. NCBI's taxonomy places the organism in Eukaryota, Fungi, Ascomycota, Dothideomycetes, Pleosporales, Phaeosphaeriaceae. Gene Ontology annotation, biological process: regulation of proteasomal protein catabolic process; proteasome-mediated ubiquitin-dependent protein catabolic process; protein deubiquitination. The coding region runs from base 1 to 3147 and encodes 1048 amino acids. The transcript has 3 exons. The record is from RefSeq and is a predicted model, not a curated record.
AUGAAGCCCCCGCACCUUUCCGAGAACGACAUCGAGACCUUGACAAACAAGGCGCAGCUGCGAAAGAGGUGGGAGGAUGCAAAACGGAUAGCGGGCGAACGUGCUGAUACCGUCAUGGCUCGGAGUGUCGAUGGGCUCGACUACCUCAACACCUACCUGCUUGACGCCCUCAACCCAGUCAAGGGCAAGGCGCGGAUCCCGCUCCUCAACAAGAAGUUCCUCAAGACUUUCGGCAGAGAUUGCGACUCGAUACUCCAGCGUCUUGGGUUCACGACCGAGCUGGAAGUCCAGGGUGAUCCUUCCAGUCGAGUAUGGUACCUUCCACGACCUGCCGAAUCACAGGGACCUCUAGAGACGACGCUGCGCAACACGAUCGAAGAUACCCGCUAUGAGUUGAACACCAUCAUCCUUAAGAGUCCAGAGAACGACCGUGUUGGCGCACCAAAGAACCCAUUAUUCCCUACACCUGCAGGAGCCCAUAUCGAAAGAGCCCUGGCUUGUGACAACUGUAUGUGCUCUUUCAAUUUUCUGGCGCUCACUAACACAGCCAGACGACAGAGUCCCAGGCCGCACUGCGAGUGUUAUGCCGCUCUUGGUGCGGUCGGUGAUUUUUCGGACGCGCUAAUCUUGUUUGCGUUUGCUCAGCAGAUUGUUGUCGAUGUGGAAAGCCGCUCCUACUAUUACGAAUGUCUACAAGACCUCGCCGUUGGCCGCAAAAGUGAAGAACUGCAAAUACAGGUCGCCACCUACGGUUCGCAGGGUUUUACAAGCAGACGUGAGCUUGACGCCGCAUACAAAUCCUUUGGCAUCGAGCCAGCACACGCCAAACACCUCAACGACGAGCACAUCAUUGGCACUUUCAGAUCAAGACUUUCCGACAUCAGUCCACACAUGGCCGAGGAUGCACGCAGACAGCUGCGCAUCAUUGGUGACGCACGCAACAGCGAAACCAUCCGGGCGGAAGCUUCCGAUGCUUUGGAGACUUAUGAGCAGGCAUUGUCAUGGCUAGACCUGACGGAAGAAGUAGCCGAUGACUUCGUUGUCACCAUGGUCUCUCUCAAGACUGGAGACAAGCUUGGCUCACUCGAUACUGCCCGCAAAGCUGUAUCGAUAAUUGCAGAACACCGAAAUAGCAGCCGCUUACGCCAAUGGCUCAAGGAAGGCAGUAUGGAUCAGCCCGAGAUGGAUAUGGGCGAGGCAUAUGCCCUGUUCUCUAUCAGCGAUCGGACUGCCAAGGUCGACUUCGACGUCAUGAAGACCACAAUAGCCUUUGCGCCACCAGAGAGCGCCGAAAAGAUGCAAAAAGCUUAUCAAAUGAUUGAGCAAGAUCAGGCGACAAACUUCAACAACAGAUCGAAUCAAUCAGAAGUGCGCCGUAACGACUACCCUCUUGAGACCUGGCCGGUUGGUCUCCGGAAUAUUGGAAACACUUGCUAUCUCAACAGCGUCCUUCAAUUUCUCUUCACGAUCAAACCGCUUCGAGACCUAGUUCUGAACUGUGACGAGUACCUCCAAGACCCAUCACCAGAGGCCUUGAGGGGAAAGAAGGUCGGCCGUACCGAUGUGACCGCUGAUAGGGUAGAGGUCGCUCAAAAGUUCAUUCGCGAGUUACGGACUUUCUUCAAUCACAUGAUCACAGCGCCUACAGACACUGUGCAGCCAGCGAUAGAUAUUGCUGCAUUGGCACUAUGCAAGACAGACACUCCGCAGUCGGAACCGAAAUCACCAGGCCCUGAUAGCAAGAAAGAUGAUAGUUUGGGUUCAAUCGAAGGGGCACCUGUGAUCGGUCCAAUGCUGGCUCCCGCGAAUGACAGCGCACUCGCUGCUACAUCCACCGCUGAUUCCGUCAUGGGAGAUGAUAACAGCGACACUUCUAUGCAAGCAAUGAAUCUUCAGGGUCCGUCGCAGGAUGCCACAAGCGCACCACCAGCUGCGCCUACUCGGCCGCCUCCUAUUCCUCCCCGACCGGCGGUGCCUACGAAAAGCAAAAUCGGAAACAUCGAAGAGAGUGCCCGGCAACAAGAUGCUGCUGAAGUCUUGGGCAACAUCUUUGAUCUCUUCUCGUGCGCUAUCAAGGGCAAGGGUCUUUUGCGUGAAGAUGAACAGCUCGACAUGAUCAAGGAGUUGUUCUUCAGCGAUGUCACUUCGGUCCGCAACACAAAACCAAAACCAGAAGAGUCUCACGAGCUUCGCGACCACUUCUUGGUGUCGCCCGGCUGGCGAGAUCGCAAUCUCUAUGCUACCCUAGACGACGAUUUUGGUCAAAGUGAGAUGGAAGGUGGCAUCACGAAGUAUGAUUACAUCCGACAAGCUGCGCCUGUUCAGAUCAUCAACCUUCGAAGAUUGCAGUUCGACAAAGAGAAGGGCGAGCAGGUGUAUGAUCGCUCACACAUUGGCCUAGAGAAGACGCUCUACCUGGAUCGGUACCUGGAGAAGACACAAUCGCUGCCUCAGCUCGAGCUCUUGAAACUCCGCGAAGCACAAUGGGAGAAGCAAGGACAGUUACGGCUUUAUGAGCAACGUCGGGACGCAUUAAGGCGAACGGAUGUCGAAGGGCUGGACCUCGCCGAGUCUGUCGACGAAGCCAGUGCCUUCAUCGCAGAUCUGAGCAAACAGUACGAGGAGCAAGCCGACGACGCAUUGCCAACGCCGCCACCCGAGCUCGCCGAUGCCCUCACCGAGAAGGCACAGCUCCUGAAAAAAGACCUUGCACAAAUGGACGUACAGAUGACUUCACUCGAAGCCGAGAUCGACAGUCUCUUCAAGGAAUCCCGCGAUCACCCGUACCGCCUGCACGCCGUAUUUACCCAUCGUGGUGGCACUAAGGGCGGCCACUACUGGAUCUACAUCUACGACUUUCAGAACAACUUGUGGCGCAAGUACAACGAUGACCACGUGACACUUGUUACCGAGAGUGAUAUCUUCGACCGCGAAAUCGCUGCUAUGCCUUCUGCCAGUACGGGUGUUGUGUACAUCCGCGAAGACUUGAUCCAUACCAUCACCGAAGCAGUUCGCAGGGAGCCAUUACCAGUCGAGGCCGAAACCCAAGGCGACGUCCACAUGCGCGACGCAGACGAUGCGAUACCGCAGCUUGAGCCCGUUGCGUACAAUGACGUGCAGGUCAUCGACGGGGUUGAAAAGUCGUAA